AGACUAAUGGCCUUCUUUCAUUGUUACGUUACUUCACGUACUCUGUGUUUGUUUACAUUUUUUCCUUUCAAAUUUAAAAUGUAAAGUUCACAUUCUGCUAAUGUUACUUGAGGAUAUAUGCGAAUAACUGCGGCCACUUCGUGCGCUGCAGCCAGAGGAGGUGUGCUUAUUAUGUCUGACUGGGAACAUUCUUUACUAAGUCGGGAAAAGCUGGAUCGGUCUUCGCCAGAACUUUGGCCCGAAGCUAUUCCGGGGGUCACGGAGUAUGCGGCCCGGCAUUCAUUAACAAUAAAUAACGUUCCAAAAGAAAUAGAAGAAAUACAUUAUUUCGAUGAAGAAGACUACAAAUUGAUAGAACACUAUUCAACGAUUUCCAAAGAAGCUCUCAUACAGCAAGUGAGAAUGUUGCAUGACCUGACGUACAAACUAGGACUAGAAGAAUCAAAAGAAAUGACAAGGGGCAGGUUUCUGGCGAUACUUCCAACCAAGCCUCCUGGGAGGCGGAAAUGAAUUGUUUGUCUUAUAUCUAAGUGCAAUAAUAUAUUUUUUAAAUAAAUGAAUAAAUGAUAUUUUAUAUAAUUUAAUAUGUUUAUGUAUAUAAUAGGUAAAUUGAUUAAAUUGUGAAAUUGUGCUUGUGCAACCAUUAAUUAUUUUUUUGUUAAUUUCUAUUGAACAUAUUUUGACUUUAUCUAGCUUUGUAUCUAUUGUUUGAAAUUGCAUGUGUUGCGUCCUAUUGUGGGCAUUUUUAUAUCCUACAAUUAUUUUUACCUACUAACCUCAAGAUUUUAUGAUUAAAAAGAAAACAUAUUUUUUUAAUGUAAA
Molecule: messenger RNA, 822 nt
Organism: Cimex lectularius (bed bug)
Lineage: Eukaryota; Metazoa; Arthropoda; Insecta; Hemiptera; Cimicidae
Gene: lin-52
Product: protein lin-52 homolog
Exons: 4
Coding region: 118-510 (130 amino acids)
Biological process (GO): regulation of DNA-templated transcription
Cellular component (GO): DRM complex
Source: RefSeq, a predicted model, not a curated record